UUUCUUGUCAUCUAGGAUUUUAUCUUCUUAUUCUUUUUCUCUUUGUCUACUUCGCUAUUCUUUAUGCAAAACCACAUAUCAUUCCUCCAUAUGCAUCUUUAGAUGAAAAACAAGAUGCAGUUGCCAGAGCAAAUGAAGCCUUCCUCAACAAUUGGCAUUGUUAUGACGUAAACUAUCCUAUUCGAUAUUGUUAUGUUUGCAAAUGUUUUAUCCCUCAACGUUGCUUCCAUUGUUCUCAGUGUGGUUAUUGUAUCGAAUUAAAAGACCACCAUUGUGAUUACUUUGGUUUUUGUAUUGGUCGUCACAACUUACUUCUAUUUUACUUCUUCUUUCUUACCUUAAUAACACUUUGUCUUUACGGCUUUGUGUGUUUCUUCCACCUUUGUUAUAUUGUUGGUUUCGACACAUUUACUCCUCUCCGUAUUUUCAAACUCAUUGGUCUCCUCCACAUCCUUGCUUGUUUGUUUUUGGGAUUAGUUCUCUCUUUCUACUUCCUCCACAACUCUCUCUCCUUAUUAAUCCAUCGCAAAACACAAUUCGAGUUGUUGCUUGAACAUCGCAUCUCCCUUAAACUCCAUUCAGUUUGUUUUCUUUCUUAUAAUUCUUCUUCUUGA
Entamoeba dispar SAW760 is the source of this 614-nucleotide messenger RNA. RefSeq lists its product as uncharacterized. Gene Ontology annotation, biological process: peptidyl-L-cysteine S-palmitoylation; protein targeting to membrane. Gene Ontology annotation, cellular component: endoplasmic reticulum; Golgi apparatus. The record is from RefSeq and is a predicted model, not a curated record. NCBI's taxonomy places the organism in Eukaryota, Evosea, Mastigamoebida, Endamoebidae. The annotation marks the transcript as partial. The transcript has a single exon. Gene Ontology annotation, molecular function: protein-cysteine S-palmitoyltransferase activity.